AUGGCCGAUUCCGAACCUCGCAAACGCCAUCGGCCGGCCAAAUCAUGCGAGCAGUGUCGCCAGCGCAAAGUCCGAUGUGACCGCAAUGUCCCCUGUGGUCCCUGUAGGCGCUCGCGGUCCUCAGUGGACUGUUCAUAUCGGGAGAACCUCCGUUCCCCGAGCCCAGUCGCGAUUGAGCAGACGUCCCUGCAUGCGACGCAACUGAGUGCUUCGACUGCGGGUCCAGCUAAUCAUGUCCUUCAGGAGACGCAACCACCAAUUAACACACAGGACCCGCCUGCCAAUUCGCAACACGGUUCAUCGGUUCGUCAGCUCCAGGACCGGCUGCAACGUCUAGAGGCGCAGCUGGCGACCUCAUCGACUGAGUCGGAUCAAUCUCUGGAGCGAACCUUGCGAGAUCUGUGCUGCAAGGUCCAGGCAUUGGAGGAACGGCUGUCGUCGCAAGCCACGCAUUCUACCCCGAGAAUAGAGCCGGAAAGAGAAGGGCAUGGAAGGCAGGAACAGAUGUCGACUAUGCCUUCGACACCUCUGCGGCUGGAUGCGAAAGUGAGAAAGAUGAAGCUGUUUGGCAAGGACCCGCAGUCUGCGUAUCCGGAGCGCAAAGCUGAACUGGCGACGCUCAUCAAGGAAUGCCGGAACCUCCGCAAGUCAGUCAAAAAGAGACAGUCUCUGAAACCGAAUGACCCUGUGUCAAAUCUGCUCAAUUCGAUACCCGCAAAAGAUGUGUGCGACGAAUUGGUGCGCUGUUACAUGGACACUUUCGAGCCUGUGUAUCGAAUCCUUCACUUGCCAAGUUUUCGAAAGGAGUAUCAUCGGUUCUGGGAGGAACCUCCCGCCAAGGUCACGCCUUACCUUGUUAAACUGACCUUGGUACUCGCUAUAGGGACUACAUUUCAUCCACGGCGAAGCAAAGCAGGCACUGAACAUGACUCGCGGCUGGUCCAGUCCUGGAUAUACGCAGCUCAGUGGUGGCUCACUGGGCCAACGGAACGGUUGACAUCGAGCCUAGAGGGUAUUCAGGCCGUUUGUCUGCUUCUUCUCGCCCGUCAGAUGGGAGACCUGGGACCGUCUAUCUGGCUGUCACCAGGGUCUCUUCUGCAGGCGGCCACGGCCAUGGGCCUGCAUCUGGACUCUGCCAGAUUUCCCAGCCUGUCACCCUACAUGGCCGAAAUGCGUGCACGUCUAUGGACAACCGUUCUAGAGCUUACAAUCCAAUGCUCCCUGGACACCGCUGUACCACUGAUCAUCCCCGCUUCAUCUGACAGCAAACCCCCUUGCAACCUUAACGACAAGGACCUUGACCCUGACAUGAAACAAGCAACCACAGCCCGACCCAUGUCCGAACUGACGGACUCCUCCAUCCAAUUGCUGCUUCAUGAAUCCUUCUCCCUCCGUGCUGAAGCCGUCAACCUCAUCCAUGACCGUUCAAAUCUGACGUUCACCCAAGCUAUUCAGCUGGGUUCCAAGCUCCGUGAUGUCUGCCAAACCCUAACUAAUUUCUUCUCCUCCCAUAUCCUCGACCUCCACCCGGCCUCCUUCCACCACAAAUUCCUUGAUAUGAUCCUCCGCCGAUACAUCCUCCUCCUCCACCUCCCAUUCAUGCGCGAAGCAGCCACCAACCCCCAGUAUCAUUUCUCGCGCAAAGUCUGCCUCGAAUCCGCCAUGAUCAUCGCAUCCUACGCCAGCACCCUGACUCUCCCCGCCACCACCGACCUCGACGCCUUCGCCCGUCUCCUCAUCUCCGGCCGCGGCUCGUUCCGUGGCCCCUUAAGCCUGGAACUUUUCUCCAUCCUCGGACUAGAAGUGAUUACCCAACUCGACGAAUCCCCUCCUCCUCCUCCUCCUUCGCAGCCCCCCGCCUCCGCCGCCACCUUGACAGCAAGAGCAAUGACCCGAAACCCCCUCGCCGAGCUCGCCCGCGCCACCCGAGCCCCCCUGAUCCAAACCCUCGAGCACAUCCGCGACCAGAUCUUCCAGAUCAUCCGCCUCGGCACCCCGAGUCUCAAGCGCUGUAUCGUCCUCUCGGCGAUGUUGGCGCAGGUCCGCGCCAUGGAGACGGGCGACUCCGUCGAGGAGGCCGUCGGCGCGUCGCUGGUCCUCAGCCUGAAGGAGUGCUACGCUGCGUUGCAGAGCUUUGCGGCGGCGACGGCGCACGGAGAAGGGGAGGUUGCGGAGGUUGCGGCUAUGAUGACGGGAACGACGGCGGUGGGGUCAAGCCUUGGAAGUCCGUCCGGGCUGCCCGGGUUGGAGUUGAAUGCUGUAAGUUUCUUCUGGUUUCUUGCUGGUGGUGGUGCUGCGUGGUGAGAGGGAAGGGAGGGAAACGCUGGGUGUGUUUGGAAGCUAAAGCUAAUCGCGGGUUUGUGUAGGAUCUUGAUCUUGAUAUCGCGAGUUUG
This is a messenger RNA of Aspergillus fijiensis CBS 313.89, 2393 nucleotides long. RefSeq lists its product as uncharacterized. Gene Ontology annotation, biological process: regulation of transcription by RNA polymerase II; DNA-templated transcription. The record is from RefSeq and is a predicted model, not a curated record. The transcript is spliced from 4 exons. NCBI's taxonomy places the organism in Eukaryota, Fungi, Ascomycota, Eurotiomycetes, Eurotiales, Aspergillaceae. Gene Ontology annotation, molecular function: DNA-binding transcription activator activity, RNA polymerase II-specific; zinc ion binding; RNA polymerase II cis-regulatory region sequence-specific DNA binding. Bases 1 to 2304 code for a protein of 767 amino acids. Gene Ontology annotation, cellular component: nucleus.